GUUAAUUAAGGCAAGCAGCUAAUUAAAUUAACAAUGAGUAUUUUGCAGAAUGCACAGCGCGCUUUCUUUACAAAUGAAUCGAUUAAGUUUGUGAGGACUGCUUCUGGCCAGGCACGGCUUUUAGCCAAUGUAGUCGAUGGUGUUGUCCUGGAGGCGAAGCCCUAUAAGGACAUCCCACGUCCCAGUAAACUGGAGUUUGCCAGGGCAUUUAUGCCGGGUGGCGAAUUCCACGAUGCCUCAGUCUUCGAUUAUGCAGCAGCGAUGAGGAGUCGUUAUGGUGACAUCUUCAUAAUGCCCGGCAUGUUUGGCCGCAAGGACUGGGUCACCACUUUCAGUACAAAGGACAUCGAGACUGUGUUCCGCAACGAGGGAAAUUGGCCGGAAAGGGAGUUCUUUCCCUCGAUCACAUAUUUCCGCACUCAUUUAAGACCAGAUGUGUAUGGAGAAAGUGUGGGUCUGAUAUCCGCGCAAGCAGCGUCGUGGGGCAAGUUGCGAUCAGCCGUCAAUCCAAUUUUCAUGCAACCCAAGGGCUUGAAAGCCUAUUACGAACCGCUUUCCAACAUAAACAACGACUUCAUUGAGCGAAUUAAGGAAAUUCGAGAUGCUAGAACUCUGGAAGUGCCAGAUGACUUCAUGGAGGAAAUAAACCGGCUGGUCUUCGAUUCCCUUGGCUUGGUGGCCUUUGAUCGCCCAAUGGGCUUGAUCCGUCGCAAUCGAGACAAUCCAGAUGCCCUAACUAUGUUCCGGUACACGAAGCAGGUGUUUAGAUAUGUCUUUGAGCUGGAUGUGAAGCCGUCCAUGUGGAGAGUAGUCUCCACUCCAACUUAUAGGAAGAUGAUGCGUCUUCUCGAUGACAGCCUAUUACUGUCGCAGAAAAUGAUAAAGGACACCGAAGACUCCCUGGAAAAGCGGCGCCAGGCUGGCGAACAGGUAAAUAGGAACAGCAUGCUGCAGCGGAUGAUGGAGGUGGAUCCAAAAAUGGCGGUGAUUAUGAGCUUGGACGUCUUGUUCGCCGGUGUGGAUGCCACGUCCAAUCUGCUGUCAGCUGUGCUCCUUUGCCUGGCUAAGAAUCCCGACAAGCAGGCGAAACUGAGAGAGGAACUCCUGAAGAUUAUGCCCACCAAGGACACCCUUCUCAAUGAUGAGACCAUGAAGGAUAUGCCCUAUUUGCGCGCAGUGAUCAAGGAGGCUCUGCGUUGCUAUCCCAAUGGAUUUGGAACCCUACGCACUUGUCCCACUGACAUCACCCUCUCUGGAUACCAAGUGCCCAAGGGCAGCGAAGUAGCUCUGGGCUUCAAUGUCCUUUUACAUGACCAUGCGUAUUAUCCACAAGCUGAUAAGUUCCUGCCAGAACGCUGGCUACGAGAUCCGCAGACAGGCAAGAAGACCCCCAUCAGUGCAUUCAGCUAUCUGCCCUUCGGUUUUGGCCCUCGCAUGUGCAUUGGCAAGCGAUUGGUGGACUUGGAAAUCGAGACGAGCAUUGCCAAGUUGAUAAGGAACUUCCAGGUGGAGUUCAACUACGACGCCAGUCGACCCUAUAAGACUUUUGUUUUUAUGGAGCCUGCCAUUCCAUUCAAGUUCAAGUUCACUGAUGUCGAUCAAUAACUUGCUCUGAAAGCCUCAUACACUUAUUACAUAUAAGCUAAAUAAAACAAAGAAAAUAAAAU
Molecule: messenger RNA, 1667 nt
Organism: Drosophila erecta
Lineage: Eukaryota; Metazoa; Arthropoda; Insecta; Diptera; Drosophilidae
Product: probable cytochrome P450 12d1 distal, mitochondrial
Exons: 4
Coding region: 34-1605 (523 amino acids)
Molecular function (GO): heme binding; iron ion binding; monooxygenase activity
Source: RefSeq, a predicted model, not a curated record